ACAAACCGAGCUUCUUUUACGUACGUAUUUUCUGGCCCGCUCGAUGUGAUGCCUUCGGUAGUUACAAUGCGAUUAACUACUUUAAAUUAAUUUCCAACACGUUUUUAACGGAUUAUACAAUUCCCUCCGUAUACUGAAUGUGCCGUACAUCAUGAACGAGAAUUGCCGAUUGUGUUUAAACAUAGUUAACAGGAAACGUACCACAAUCGGGCAAAGCGAAUUUCGUACGAUGAUGGAGACAGUUUUCUCCUUCUCGAUAGUCAACAAAGAUGGUUUGCCCAUGUAUGUAUGUACGGGAUGUUCUUCCGCUGUUCGCAAUUUUUUCAGCUACAGCCUAAAAGUGCAACAGAACCAACGGUACCUGGAACAGCAGUAUUGUACAUCCAAUAAAACAGAAUCGUCUAGCAGAGUUGCGAUUAACGAUUCCCCCGUACAUCAUCAUUCUGACAACGAUGACGGAGAAGAAGCUUUAUCCAACUUGGAUACAGAUAUUUUAACCGUCUGCAACACAUCACUCGUUGAAGAUGAUACACUUUUAGAACUGUCCACGACACAACUUUCCUCGCAAAAUAUUAGCAUACACAGGCAAAGACAAUGUGGUAAUGCAACCAGCAUGAACAAGCAACUAAAUUCCGACCUUCGGUACACUUGCGAUGAGUGUGAAUUGGUACUUUCUAACAAAAUCCAACUGUACAAACACCGGCGCGUUCAUCAGAAGAAAGAAUGUCCCGUCUGUAAUAUGCUGUUUAGAUCAGAUAAAAUUAAAGAUCACUUCACUAAGAAGCAUCCCGAUGUAAAACUGCUACAAGCGGAUGGUGAGUUUCGUUGUGCAAAUUGUCAGGAAUUGUUUAAAACUGAGGAACAACUCAACCAUCACCUCCGGUUACCAGAUCAGUUAUUGAUCAGAUCACUAGCACAACACAGCGGAAAUCACUUGCCAAUGUGCAAUUCUGUGGGUAAUGAGUUGGAUCUACUUCCCGGUGAAGGCAAUAUCGAAGUAAAAGACGGUAAUACGGUUGACAAAGAACGCGUAUACUAUUGUACGAAAAGGUACAAAUGCUGUAAGUGUGAGGAGAAAUUCUUUGAUAAGCCGCAACUAAUCCGACAUCAACGGCUUCAUCGUACGACAGAGUGUCCGAUGUGUAACAAAAUAUUAAGAACGGAUAGAAUUAAGCAACACAUAGCGACAUUACAUCGAAAGCACGAUGGAUCGCCGAAUGAGCUGUUCAAAUGUAUGGAAUGUAAAAAGUUGUUUGAAAAUGCAUCGCAACUAACAUUACAUCGAAUCACACACAAAAAGAUGGUGUGUCCAGUAUGUAAAGAGACGGCCAGUUCUUCUCACAUUCAAAAGCAUUUAAAAUCAUUCAACAGCGUUGCUUUAUCCGAAGACUCUAGUGAGUUCACGGACUGUAUGGAUGAAACUGAUACGAAACGCCUCCCCAUUCAGUGUGAUGAAUGUGGACGAGCCUUUCUAACUAAAUACCAACUUCGUAAGCAUCUACGUGUUCAUCUAAAGAAGAAGUGUCCAGUAUGUCAAAAAUUGGUACGUUCGAAUACGAUAUUAGCGCAUAUAGCUUCGAAACAUUCCAAACAGCGGACAAAUGUUGUGAAAGAAAAAUUAUUUCUACGGGACAUUUCUCCCACGCGAUAGUAAGAACCAUUUUGCAAUUGACGCAGCUACAAACCAAACCUAAUUAAAUAGAGUUAAAUAGGAAUAGGGUAUUUAUUCUGAUCAAGCAUUGCCAUUCAUUUACGAAUCAAUAUCACGAUCGUUUUGAGAAUCUUAGACGGCAAGAUCGGUAACUCUCUUACGAUGGAUUUAUUUUUACUUUAUUGAACAAACCAGAUGUAAUCCAACGUGAAGUCUGAUCUUUAGAUGCUAUCCAAGGCACAGACAAGGCAAGAGAAAAUCGACAAAGGAAAGUCAAAAUAACCGGAUCUGAUUUAGGAUAAAUUUAUUUCAUGUUAAAUUCAUUAACUUUUAUUAUAUUUGCUGAAGAACUGAAUUAAUCUUCAAUUCGUUCAUUAUUUGUGUAUAUCUUUUGUUGCUAUUUUUAAGCCUUUCCAUUAGCUGCAAUUGCAUGAGUUGAGACGAGUUGAGACACCUUCAAAAUAUUUCUUUACUCCACCAAAAGCUAAUUCGCAUUCAUCCCACGCUUGCCUGAGUUUAGUGGUCUAAUGUUUGUUACAAAAAAGUGUACAUUUUUAGAUAUUUUUUUUUUCGUAAAAAUGACUUAUUUUUUAUCUGGUAUAUGGUGCUAUUUUUGUAUUUUUUAAAGAACGAUAACUAAUCUAAUAAAACGAAACUAGUUACAUUGAUUUUUUUUUCUCUAAUUAAUAUUAAAAAUUAUACGUUUUUCGACCUCUGGGACUAAGCUUUUAUUUACAUUUAAAAUAGAGACAAAGCAUUCACGCCGCAACAUAAACCAGGAACCUCUCGGUGCUCAUUUUAGCAACAUAAAUCAAGUUAGGGCUGAUCUUUCUAUAAUAAAAGAAAAGAUGAAAGGGACAUCAUCCAUCAUUAGGCUGCCAAUGAUUAAAACUACACAGCAAGAACACAUGAUUCGAUGAGCAUACAGAAAAUUAAUCAUCACGAAACGUGGUAUUCAACCGGUUCUUUGUUCAAGGAUUGUGUUGCGAUGGGGUAAUAAUUACAUUGCUGCUGCUUUGCAUAUUUCCUUCGCAAUGCAAUAUUGAAGGAUGAGUUACAAUUUCACAACAACAUUUGUUUAGAGACUGAACAAAUGUACACAACAUGCAUUUCAAAUGGAAAUUAAAACUCGUACGACAACAGAAAAAAAAUACUGCUAAACAUUUUAGCUUCUGUUGAUAAAAA
Anopheles funestus (African malaria mosquito) is the source of this 2836-nucleotide messenger RNA. Its product is annotated as zinc finger protein 28-like. The transcript has 2 exons. Gene Ontology annotation, molecular function: RNA polymerase II transcription regulatory region sequence-specific DNA binding; DNA-binding transcription factor activity, RNA polymerase II-specific; zinc ion binding. Gene Ontology annotation, biological process: regulation of transcription by RNA polymerase II. Gene Ontology annotation, cellular component: nucleus. Bases 152 to 1651 code for a protein of 499 amino acids. Lineage: Eukaryota; Metazoa; Arthropoda; Insecta; Diptera; Culicidae. The record is from RefSeq and is a predicted model, not a curated record.